Blastomyces dermatitidis ER-3 is the source of this 3715-nucleotide messenger RNA. Its product is annotated as protein NMT1. The transcript is spliced from 5 exons. The record is from RefSeq and is a predicted model, not a curated record. The coding region runs from base 415 to 1446 and encodes 343 amino acids. Lineage: Eukaryota; Fungi; Ascomycota; Eurotiomycetes; Onygenales; Ajellomycetaceae. Gene Ontology annotation, biological process: thiamine biosynthetic process.
UUUGCCUUUCUCUUCCAUUGCUUCGCUCGCUCUUCCGCAAUAAUGACCGGGUCAUUCAUUAAUCACUAUAGUUUUCUAGCCGCUCGGCUCACCGAAGGAUCGAAUUAGGGCACCGCUGACCACGUGCUCCCGGCUAUAUAACCUGGAAUCAACCCCUCCAACCUCAAGCCGAGUACUUGCAUGUAUCUUCUUCCCCCGUCAGACGUCUGACAAACCUCAAUUCCAGCUCAGCCAUCUUCCGAGAUAGCUAUACUUCUCUUUCAAUCAAUUCUCCCUCCUCGCCUCUAGCUUCCGAACAACUUUUCAUCUGGGUACGGCUCAGCAUGGAUAGCGACAUCGUCCUCUCUUGCAAUGGAGUUGCCAUAUGGUCAAGUGACACUCAAUUGUUGAACUUACAUCGUUCCUGUUGCCAUCAUGUCUACCGAUAAGAUUACUUUCUUGACCAAUUGGCAUGCGACGCCGUAUCAUAUCCCCCUUUACCUCGCGCAAUCCAAGGGCUAUUUCAAGGAUGAGGGCAUCAAAGUGGCCCUUCUUGAGCCUAAUGACCCGUCUGACGUGACCGAGAUCAUUGGGAGUGGAAAGGUUGACAUGGGCUUCAAAGCCAUGAUCCAUACCCUCGCUGCGAAAGCUCGCAACUUCCCAGUUGUUUCCGUCGGAUCGCUGCUGGACGAGCCUUUUACCGGUAUUGUCUACUUGAAGGACAGCGGUAUUACCACUGACUUCCGCACCCUCAAAGGGAAGCGGAUUGGAUACGUUGGCGAAUUCGGAAAGAUCCAAAUCGAUGAACUUACCAAAUACUACAACAUGUCCGCAUCUGACUACACCGCCGUCCGCUGCGGCAUGAACAUCAGCAAGGCCAUCAAGCGCGGCGAGAUCGACGCGGGCAUCGGCCUCGAGAAUGUACAAAUGGUCGAGUUGGAGGAAUGGCUGGCUGAGCAGAAUCGCCCCCGUUCCGACGUCCAGAUGCUCCGCAUCGACCAGCUCGCCGAGCUCGGUUGUUGCUGCUUCUGCUCCAUCCUGUACAUCGGCAACGAGACUUUUAUUUCUCAGAAUCCGGAGAAAGUCUCCAAGUUCCUCAAGGCCGUCAAAAAGGCAACGGAUUACGUCCUCGCGAACCCGAAGGAGGCCUAUGAAGAGUACGUGGACGUCAAACCCAUCAUGGGCACGCCAGUCAACCGCAAGAUUUUCGAACGCUCCUUCGCCUACUUCAGUAAGGAUUUGAAGAACGUCCAGCGAGACUGGGUCAAAGUGACCAACUACGGCAAACGGCUCGAUAUCCUGGAUGCCAGCUUCGAACCAAACUACACGAAUAAGUUCUUGAGUUGGGAACUUGAGCCUGAGUCUGGCGAUCCGACGGGCGACCAGUGUCGGAUGGCAGACUUGCAGCGUAAGGUUGCUGCUGAGGGUGGGUUCCGACGGCUUGAGGCCGCUGCGGUCAAGGCUUGAAGCUCACUUCAGACCCUCUCGAUCAACAUGGGUUAUUAGGGAUCCCCGUCCGCCGAAUAUGUUUUAUACAAUCCAAUUGUGGUGGCAUCGUUACUUGCGCAGGCGUUGCGUUCCUGCACACAAAAAAUUCCAUUAGGAAAAAGUUGAUUGAAUGGCUCCGAAGCAGUUUGUUAAUUUACCACAAGCCAGAAAUGCUCCCCAACUAAAUGACACUCUUUUACACAAGAAAAAGACUUAGUAUGAAAAUCAAAUAUUGUCCGACCUUUCAUUGAGCAACGGUGGUUUCCAUGCAUCACCAAACAUAUCCAUACAUAAUAUCAUACAUCAUACACGCGUCACACAUGAUUCAACAUAUAUCCAAACCGACAACACAACCUGCCCCACCCCCCCUAACCAUAAUAAAUAACCCCACUAAAUACAAAUCAAUCACUCCUCAUAAUCACGGCCAUCCCCCCUCCCCCCGGCCCCUUCACCCUCCCAUGCCAGGCUCGAACUUGCGCACGAAGCCUCUCCGCUGCGGUGCGCAGCCUCGCGUGUCCGCUCACCCCCCUCUAAUUUGCCGCCGGAUUCCUGGCCGCCCAUGGAGGAGAGAUCUCAUGGUGUUCAGUGGAGGAUAGCGUAUUAUAUUAGCCAUUAUUGUAUGAGCAAUCUAAUAUGUGGGUAGGUAUAGUUGGGGGAAAGGGGGGGAAAAAGAAGACGAAACUUGCAUAGCUGGAUCCAUGUUGGCGAAGCCGUUGGCAUGGGUGGACUGGCAGCCCUUUCUGGCGACUUCCUCGACCUCCUCCUGGGGACGGUUGGCAAAGUUGCCUGGGUAUGGUUUCGGAGGUCAUUUUUGCUAGGUUUUUCUUUUUGUGAGGUUGUAGACGUAGCGUAGUAGAAGUAUUUAGGUUAUUUUUGUUUGGUUCUGCAGCAGCUACCUAGGAGGACUUUUUUUUGAAUGUUCUGUAUUCUAUAAGGUAGGUUUGGAGUUUACAACUGCUCUCCAAGAAGUAUCUCGUUCAUUAAAGUAAAAUCAGAAAUGGAAAGGCAACAAAACUCCAUUGAAUAGGGAGGGGUAUGGGGCCAGUACGGAGUAGAUGUUGCGAAGUGCUAACAACAAUAACAAUAAUAAGUUCAAACAACGACGACAUUAUUUUUCCAGAACAUAGCUACUUAGAUAGGUAGCUAACAGAACACAUCCACAACCGACAUUUCUAGUCGUCCUUCUUCAGAUCUUUGCACGUUCCAGUUUUCUCCUUGGGGAGUUGCUAGCAGUUUCGUAAAGGAGUCAGCUUGUUCAAAAGCUUUCCCCAAAAGCUUGAAGGGCACGGGGGGUAUGGAACAAACGAACCUCGCAGUACCCGCUCUCGCAGAUCCCCAUACUCCCAUCUUCCUUGCAGUCCUUUCCAUUAGGGAGCUUGAAUGAGGUUAGCUCGCGCUGUUGGUUGUAAUAAUAAGCAUGGACGGGUCUAAUAUUCAUACCAAAGUCUGUGCACUGAUAGCAGUGCCGAUGAGGGCAAGAGUAGCAAGGAGAGUGAACUUCAUGGGUACUGAGAGGAAUUGGAAAUGGAGAAGGAUGAUAUAACGGUGCGGCGAGGUAGAUAUUGAAUUGAAAGAUGGUUUUCGUCAGCUCCUGGGGGGGGGGGGUGAAAGGAUGCUGGCGACGUAGAUAUUUAUAUGAGCAGAGCGCAGCAGCUGCGGAGGCAGCUAUUUAUUACUGUUGCUUCGUGCAUGCGGGCAUAGUAGUGCAAAUCAUCCGCAUUUCGCAUGAGCGAGGUAAUAAUAGAGUGCGUUGAUCAUGAUCAAUGGUAUUUUCAUUGAAUUGCACUGCAUCAAAAGCAGUCCUCUUUUUGGCCAAAGGUGUUGUUUCCUUCCCGCGACUUGGGUCCUUGAAACGCGACCGCUUGGGUUUGCUAUAGGCAUAUUUAUAGCCAACCGCCUUUGUUCAACGGUCUAAAUAUAUUUCCCAACAGUCAGAUAUUGACUUGGUCAUCCUGUUUCAUUCCGCUGCAUGUGUAUCUCGUCAACACGGUGUCACAAAUAAAUCUGGCGCAUCAUUAUGCAAGCUUCGCGCGAAGCUUGUCUCUACAAAAGCUCUCCAGGAUAGAAAAAACUAUCGAUUUUAGACCAAGGGGGGGUGAGCAUGCUGGGAGAUCCGUAGUAAAUUCAAAAAAUUUUGUUGCUAAUAAAAACAGUGAAAAUGAAGCUGUUGUUGUCCAUUUUGUGCUGUAACUAUAUUAAUAAGCUGCGCUAUAAAUUUUGCUUCCUUUGUGAGCAUGUAACUAACUAA